AUGGCCAGGCUGGUUGAGUUGACCUACAACGAUGACAGCGGACCACUCCGAGCCCAAGCUUCACUCUUAACCACAGAUGUCAAAAAAGGGUCGGAAGACAGAACUGAGGUCAUCCGACUCAUCAUUCAAGGAGCCAAAACCGCUGGCCCCGGAGAAGAACAGACAAUACUCCUGAGAGCAUUACCACACAUGCUCUGUCCCGUCUUGGCAGUGAACCAAAGACUCUUGGAAGCCGAGAGAUACGGCAAGAUGGAGGAAGACUGCGACAACUCCCUCUUUGGCUUCACUGAACCCGGCAGCAGACACCAACGCAGCACGUGCCUUGGAAAAAAUUUGGGAAGCCUGCAGCUUUGUGGGCGUCUUGGGCCACUCCUUCCGGGUCGGAGGAGCCUCAAUCCAGUGUGCCAUGGGAAUGCCCGUUGA
Puccinia graminis f. sp. tritici CRL 75-36-700-3 is the source of this 423-nucleotide messenger RNA. RefSeq lists its product as uncharacterized. Lineage: Eukaryota; Fungi; Basidiomycota; Pucciniomycetes; Pucciniales; Pucciniaceae. The coding region runs from base 1 to 423 and encodes 140 amino acids. The transcript has a single exon. The record is from RefSeq and is a predicted model, not a curated record.